UUGAGUCGAACGCACGCGUCGCCAGCUCGAGCUCAAUAACGAUAACAACGAUAAAAAGCGAUAGCAGCCAGGCAGACAACGAUUAAAGUAACGCGUGUGUGCAGAAAAUUUAGCAGCUACGCGUUUGUGGAUAAAAAGUCUUUUAUUGUGUGUAACUGUGCAACAACAACAACAACAAUAACUAACAAAAACUAUAACAAAGCAAAUAAACGACAGCGUCUUAGCGCAAAUUUAAACAACUAAAAGGCGCAAGCAAUAAACACCCACAAAAAAGGCCACGCGGCAAUUAAAGCAACAAAAUAAAACCAAACAUAACAGAAAUAUGCUGAUAUCAACCGCAUCCACAGAUUCUGUAAUGACGAUCACAAACAACGAUGGGGGCACACAGUCCAAUAACAGUGCCGCCGCUUGGGGCGCGCCGGCUGCUGGGCCACGCAACACACAGGCGGCGGUUUCAGUGCGACACGCAUUUAAGGCCUACGGCAAGAAGAAGAACGCCAAUCAGGUGUUGAACAAUCUCAAUAUGACAGUGCCCAAGGGCACAAUCUAUGGACUGCUGGGUGCCUCCGGCUGUGGCAAGACGACGCUGCUCUCCUGCAUUGUGGGUCGACGUCGCUUGGACUCUGGCGAGAUUUUUGUGCUGGGCGGCAAACCAGGCACACGUGGAUCCGGCGUACCUGGCAAGCGUGUGGGCUACAUGCCGCAAGAGAUUGCGCUCUAUGGCGAAUUUUCCAUACAAGAGACCAUGAUGUACUUUGGCUGGAUCUUUGGCAUGGAAACCAAAGAGAUACUCGAGCGCUUGCAAUUCCUGCUCAACUUUUUGGACUUGCCUUCCAAAAAGCGUUUGGUCAAGAAUCUCAGCGGUGGUCAGCAGCGCCGUGUAAGCUUUGCUGUGGCCCUUAUGCACGAUCCAGAGCUGCUUAUUCUGGAUGAGCCAACAGUGGGAGUGGAUCCAUUGCUACGUCAGAGCAUCUGGAAUCAUUUGGUGCACAUUACCAAGGCGGGACAAAAGACAGUUAUCAUAACAACACAUUACAUAGAGGAGGCCAGACAGGCGCACACUAUUGGUCUAAUGCGCUCCGGACACUUGCUGGCCGAGGAGUCGCCCAGCGUGCUGCUGUCUAUAUAUAAGUGCAUCAGCCUGGAGGAAGUGUUUCUCAAGCUGUCGCGCAUACAAAGCCAAAAGGGUGAUGUGACCCAUGUUAACUUCAGUAAUAAUAUAUCCUUGCAUGCCAUGGCUUUUGGCAGUAAAAUGGACAAGCCCAGCUCCAGUAAUGAAGGCGGUGUCGUAGGUCUUAACUUUCACCAGAGCAAGGAAGUGCUGAUCAAUGAUAGUAAUGGCUCCAUUUACACGCUCAAUCAGGAGCCCUACACUGCGCCCCCGGCCAAGCGCAACAGCCCCAACGAUGAGGAGAGCUGUCAGGACUGCUUUGCUAAUCUAUGCAAAAUGACCUCGAAGGGCAAAAUACGCGCUUUGCUGACCAAGAAUAUGCUGCGCAUGUGGCGCAAUGUGGGCGUCAUGCUCUUUAUCUUUGCACUGCCUGUCAUGCAGGUUAUACUCUUCUGUUUGGCCAUUGGACGGGAUCCGCAGGGUCUCAAUCUGGCUAUAGUCAACAACGAAAUGAAUAAUACGGACACUUGCUACUGGGAGGAUGGUUGCCACUUUGCCAAUCUGGGUUGUCGCUAUUUGAAUCAUUUGAACACGAGCGUGGUGAAAACAUACUAUCAGGACAUUGAGGAUGCCAAGGCGGCAGUGCGACGUGGCGAAGCCUGGGGUGCCGUCUACAUAACAGAAAACUUUACGGAUGCAUUUACGGCACGCGCUGCUUUAGGCAAGGAAUCAGAUGAUGAGACCAUUGAGCAGUCUGAGGUUAAGGUCUGGCUGGAUAUGUCCAACCAGCAAAUCGGAGUAAUGCUCAAUCGAGACAUACAGUUGGCUUUUCGAGAUUUCGCCAUGGGUCUACUGGGACAGUGCGGCAAUAAUCCCAAGCUGGGCGAUGUGCCAAUUCAAUUCAGAGAUCCCAUAUAUGGCACCAUGAAUCCAUCAUUUACCGACUUUGUGGCUCCCGGUGUUAUAUUAACCAUUGUCUUCUUCUUGGCCGUGGCUUUGACUUCUUCCGCGCUGAUCAUUGAACGCACUGAGGGCCUUCUGGAUCGCUCUUGGGUUGCUGGCGUUUCACCUGGCGAGAUUCUUUUCUCUCACGUCAUCACACAAUUUGUCGUCAUGUGUGGUCAGACUACGCUGGUGUUGAUUUUCAUGCUUGUCGUCUUUGGUGUUACCAACAAUGGUGAUCUGUUUUGGGUAAUUGUGCUAACGCUGCUGCAGGGCAUGUGCGGCAUGUGCUUUGGAUUCCUCAUCUCCUCCAUCUGUGAGCUGGAACGCAAUGCCAUUCAACUGGCGCUGGGCUCCUUUUAUCCUACACUGCUGCUUUCAGGUGUGAUUUGGCCCAUUGAGGGCAUGCCUGUUGUGCUUAGAUACAUCUCGUUGUGCCUGCCGUUAACGUUGGCCACUUCCUCGCUGCGCUCUAUUUUGACACGUGGCUGGGCGAUACUGGAAUCGGAUGUGUAUAUUGGUUAUCUGAGCACGUUGUCCUGGAUUCUGGGCUUUCUGGUGCUGACGCUGUUAGUGCUGCGCUCUAAGCGCGGUUAAAGCUCCUCUACUUGGCGCCUUAAGUCUUAAAGAAAAAUAAACUAACUUUAAAUGCGUUUAGUCUACACCGCUUUCAGUAGUCAUCUACAUCCUACAUUUUCUUGAACCUAAACAUGUCUGAGGUUCUCGCUCUAUUUCUUUUCCUUACUUUCUAUACUUUAUUCUGCCCAAAAAUAUCAUAAAUUAUUUAAGUCCACACAUGCAACUAUUUCCACUUUUCCUCACCCUUUCUUCUUGCUUUUACUCUAUUUUAAGUUGUGCACAUUUUAGUAGCUUAAUUGUUAAGGUUUAGGUUUGUUACUGAAAUUGUUGUAAAUAUUUAGCACAGCAACGUUUAUCACAAAUGGAAUUCCAAUCCAAAACAAAAAAUCUUCAUAGAUUUGAUUAAUUUCCAAAAAAAAAAAUGAAUUGGGCAAAAAAGCACACAACUAAUUUUAUAUAUUUUCAAUGGACUGUGAUUGUACUUUUUUUGUUUUAAUAUUUCACACAAAAAUUCACAUUGGGGCAAUUCUGAAAGAAGAGACAAAAGCUGAAAUGAUUUAAAAAAUUCAAUGGUUGGGUUUUUUCUUGUACUUUUAGUAUGUAGUUAUAAAUUAAGUAGCUUAAAAGACAUUUUUGUAUGGGUUUAAGUUUUGUAAGUUAAAACAUAAUUAAAUGCAAUAAUGUUAACUACUUAUCAAAAAAAAAAAAAAAAAAAACAACGUAAAUGUGAAUGUUUUAUGCAAGUAGCAUAAAUAUUUCUCAACGAAAACAAAAAGUUAAAAAACCUAAAUUAAAACGCAACGAACAAAACAAAAAGAAAACCAAUGUAAUGUAAGCAGCAGUAAUCAUGUGAAUGCAAUUAUGUAUAAAUAACAAUAAAUGUAAACAAAAAUAUA
Drosophila busckii is the source of this 3528-nucleotide messenger RNA. RefSeq names its product ABC transporter G family member 23 (gene snu). Gene Ontology annotation, cellular component: ATP-binding cassette (ABC) transporter complex; membrane. NCBI's taxonomy places the organism in Eukaryota, Metazoa, Arthropoda, Insecta, Diptera, Drosophilidae. The transcript has 10 exons. The record is from RefSeq and is a predicted model, not a curated record. Gene Ontology annotation, biological process: transmembrane transport. Gene Ontology annotation, molecular function: ABC-type transporter activity; ATP hydrolysis activity; ATP binding. Bases 323 to 2650 code for a protein of 775 amino acids.